Molecule: messenger RNA, 2357 nt
Organism: Chaetomium fimeti
Lineage: Eukaryota; Fungi; Ascomycota; Sordariomycetes; Sordariales; Chaetomiaceae
Product: major facilitator superfamily domain-containing protein
Exons: 1
Coding region: 159-2183 (674 amino acids)
Biological process (GO): transmembrane transport
Cellular component (GO): plasma membrane
Molecular function (GO): transmembrane transporter activity
Source: RefSeq, a predicted model, not a curated record
AUCCUUCGUGUCCCGAGUCUGGUUUCACACAACUCCGGCAUCUGAGUCCAUGCAACUUUAAUUGCCACGCUUCCAUUCGGCCCUCCGUUCCUCCAUUCCUCCAUUCGGUCUUUAUUAUUAUCAGGCGCGUACUCCGAAACCGCCCGACCCAAGGCGACAUGUCGACGCCGACUGCAGCCUCUCACGCUGGCCAGCCGAACCGGGAAACCAACAAUGACGAUCUUGUACCAUCCUCGUCCCGGAGGAGCCACGAAACGGUUGAUGGCAUCGGAGAGGCGGAUGACCACUCCAAGACUGUUCUUUCGCGGCGAGACUCGGUCCCCAUAGGCUCUGGUGUCGAUGCCAUCACCGCAGAUGGGGGCCACACUGAGAUCGGCGUCAGCAGGGUCGAGGCCUUCAACAAAGUCCUGUACCAGUCGGGCAAAUCUGGCAAGAUCUUGCUGUGGCUGCUGGGCGUCUCCAUCGGCCUGACCAUGUUUGCUUAUGCCCUCGACCAGGGCAUCACCUACAGCAUCUUCACCACCAUGGCCAGUUCCACGUUCGGGCAGCACAGCUCGCUCGCCGCCGUCAGUACGGCCAGCCAGAUCAUCCGAGCUAUCAGCAAGCCUUUCAUCGGCAAGCUGGCUGACAUCACCUCGCGUCCCACUACCUACGUCGUCAUCCUCGUCUUCUACGUCGUCGGCUUCGCCGUCGCGGCCAGCGCGAGCACCUUUGCGGCCUACACCGUGGGAAUCUGCUUCACCUCUGUCGGCAAAUCCGGACUCGACCUGUUGAGCGACAUCAUCGUUGGUGAUUUGACACCGCUCCAGUGGCGAGGCUUUUUCGGUGCCGCCCUGUCUAUUCCCUUCGUCAUCACCGUGCCCGUCAACGGGUUUAUUGCUGAGGCCUUUGUUGACAACUGGCGCUGGGGUUUGGGCAUGUUUGCUAUCCUCGUGCCUGUCCUGCUCCUGCCGGCCAUCUUCACGUUGUAUUCGAUGCAGCGGCGAGGAGAGAAAAUGGGCAUGGUCACGAUGGCCGCUUCAAAGCGCCUGAGGACCGGGGAGGGUGUGGAGGCCUCUGAGGAGCCGACGAACUCGAAGGGUUCCGCCUCCUGGAUCAAAUCCCUUUACCAGGGCCUGGUAGACAUUGACAUCAUCGGCCUCGUCAUCCUCGGUAUAUCCUUUUCACUCAUCCUGCUGCCCUUCACCCUCGCAGAGGACGCUGAUGGCGGUUGGGCUAACGGGAGCGUGAUUGCCAUGCUCGUCGUCGGCUUCGUCCUGCUCGCUGUCUUUGUGCUUUUCGAAGUGUACCUUGCCUCGAAGCCGCUCAUGACGAAACGCAUCAUCAAGAACCGCACCUUCCUCGCUUCGGUCACCAUCUACGCCUUCAACCAGAUGGCCUCGGCAACCCGAAACACCUACAUGUCCUCGUACGUUUACAUUAUCAAAGAGUGGACGACUUACGAGUGGACCAUCUUCUUGGGUAUUACAACCAUGGGACUCAGCCUGAUGGGGCCCAUCGUCGGUCUCAUCCAGAGAAAAACACACCGCUACAAGUCCAUGAUGGUCUUUGGCGCUGCGGCGAGACUGAUCAGCUACGGCCUACUGGUACAAAGCAACGGCAACAUGAUACAAGACACGGCCCGUUUGAUUGUUGCGCAGCUGAUCUACUGUCUGGGUUCCUUCAAUGUUGUCGGCGCCCGCGUAGGCAGUCAGGCCUCGGUGCCACAUGAGGACAUGGCCUCGAUCAUCGCUCUGCUCACGCUGUGGUCCACCUUGGGCUCAUCCAUCGGCAGUGCCGUCUCGUCGGCCAUCUGGACGAAUGAAAUGCUCAAUCAAAUGCGCCAGGAGAUGCCCGGGGUUGACGAGGCGACCAUCUUGAAGCUCUACGGAAAUAUCAGGACGCUCCGUACAACUUACGACUUCACCGAUCCCAUCAGGCAGGGUGCAAUCCGCGCGUAUGCUUUUGUCAACGGCCACAUCGCCAUUACCGCCCUCAUCAUGGCUGCUGUACCGCUAUUCGCCACCUUCUUCAUGCCUGACUUCUACCUGGGCACUCAGCAGAACGCUGUCACCAACUUGGGUCUCGACGGCGAGAGGGUCGAUGUACCGGAACGGCCUGCUGAGGAUCGGGCGAGGGUCGAAGCGAGGUCAAGGCCGUUUUAUCGGAGGCUGCUCGAUGCCUACUACAGAGACCGUGUGUAGGCAACGUCACAUUAUAGGUGUUAGUCUGGCUGAGCAGUGUUGAAAGUUUGGGAUGAAAUAAACUUGAUGUUCAUCCGCUUGUUAUCUCGCCGGAAAUACAUAGUAGCCGCUGGUAGUUAGGUAGGUAGUUAUAUGUACUUACAUUAUAUUAAUGUUUUUGUCUUGGUAUUCUAC